Aspergillus wentii DTO 134E9 is the source of this 1355-nucleotide messenger RNA. Its product is annotated as transcriptional regulator SPT3. The record is from RefSeq and is a predicted model, not a curated record. Gene Ontology annotation, cellular component: SAGA complex. Gene Ontology annotation, biological process: transcription by RNA polymerase II. Gene Ontology annotation, molecular function: protein heterodimerization activity; transcription coregulator activity. The coding region runs from base 110 to 1087 and encodes 325 amino acids. NCBI's taxonomy places the organism in Eukaryota, Fungi, Ascomycota, Eurotiomycetes, Eurotiales, Aspergillaceae. The transcript has 4 exons.
GAACCUGCGAUUUCUCCAAAGCAGAGACUUCUUUGAGCUCUGAGCUCUGCUUUACUGAAGAUAUCAUUUCUGUGAAUCAUGCUUGGUAUCUCUUCUUGAUUUCACAAAAAUGGCGAGCGAUCGUACCCCAAAGUACCGGCAGGAGAUCCAGCAGAUGAUGUUCGUCUCUGGAGAGACUGCCGAGCCAUCCAUCGAAACUACCAGCUUGAUUGAGGAAAUCGUGCGCCAGCAGGUUAUCGAAAUUCUUACUCGAAGCACAGCACUAGCUACCCGACGAGGUGUUCGCUCUAUUUCAACUGAUGAUCUCAUCUUUCUGAUCCGUCAUGACAAGGCCAAAGUUUCACGUCUCAAGACAUUCCUUUCUUGGAAAGAUGUCCGCAAGAACGUCAAAGACUCAGACGACAAAGGCGGCGGCGAUGCGGCUGAUUUUGCAGGCGCGGAUGAUCCGAUUGCUGGUGGUGUUGCAGGACCCCAAGAUGUUGCAGCAAAACCAAAAAACAAGAGAGCCAAGGUCGGUCUUGCUUGGGAUGUGAAUAGCUUUUACUCGGUUCAGGUCCCUGAAAGAGACGACGAGGAGGACGAGGAAGAAGAAGAACAGAACUAUGCCACCCUCCAGCGUCUCGCAGCUGCCGAUGAGCGGACGAAGCAUAUGACCAAGGAGGAAUACGUGUUUUGGUCUGAAUGUCGCCAGGCAUCGUUCACCUACCGCAAAAGCAAGCGUUUCCGAGAGUGGGCUGGGUUUGGUAUAGUGACGGAAUCGAAGCCCAAUGACGAUAUCGUUGAUAUUCUUGGAUUCCUCACUUUUGAAAUCGUCCAGACUCUGACCGAGGAGGCUCUCAAGGUCAAGGAACGGGAGGAACGGGAAAAGAACCGCCGCGGAGGCACCGAAAAUGGAACCGGCGAACACAUGAAGAAGCGCAAGAGGGAGACUGGACUGUUUGACCCUCCCGAGGAAGGGCGCACUCCCGUGGAGCCGAAGCACAUUCGUGAGGCGUAUCGCAAACUGCAGGCGACUCCCAACAAGAACAUUGCAAUGCUCCUUCACAACGGACGCCUUCCCCCGCGCACUCCUCUGAGGCUGAUUUGAUUCGGGCGUUGGUCUGGCAUCCUGUUGACCGCUACCACUUUUUCGGUGAAAUUUUGGGUCUUCGGCGCUUGGCUUUGUUUCUUUAGAGCAAAAGGAGUUUGGAUGAUAUUCACAGAUACCCAUGGAAUGGAUGAACGUACGAUAUCGAAUUGAUUCUAUCAGCAGAGAUGAUUACCCGUUUUACUAUUCCUCUGCUUUUUAUGUGUACAAAUACAUGGUUACCAACAUUGGGCUGUUAAUAAAUGUUUUUCAUAUUCAAUAUCCCGGA